This is a messenger RNA of Ahaetulla prasina, 3679 nucleotides long. It is a transcript of the gene C14H16orf96, whose product is annotated as chromosome 14 C16orf96 homolog. The transcript is spliced from 17 exons. The coding region runs from base 140 to 2440 and encodes 766 amino acids. NCBI's taxonomy places the organism in Eukaryota, Metazoa, Chordata, Lepidosauria, Squamata, Colubridae. The record is from RefSeq and is a predicted model, not a curated record.
CGCGCCGCGUUCCGGGUCUCCUAGCAACGGGGAGAAACUUUCCCGCGAGCAGAACGCCGCCGCCCGCCGCUGAUGCCGGAUCCCGGCCCGGGGCCGCCUGCCGCUUGCGAGCCGCGAGCCUCCCCAGGGCAGCGGGACCAUGAGCCGCACCCUCUCCUUCGUGGAGCUGAUCAACCUGGCCAUCGGGACGCCGGAGCUGGGCAAUGUCAACUUCAACGCGCUGCACCUGUUCCUGCACAGUCUGGUGGAGCACCUUCGCCUGCACGACGUGAGGAAGGAGGUGUCGGCGGAGGAGCUGGAGUUCAUCAAGCCGCCCCCCAGCUCCGGGGCCUCCGCAGCCACCUCGGCCACCGAGACCCUCCCGGCGGUACAGAAGUCCAGUUCCAUCUUCCACCAGAUGCAGGAGAGGAUCACCGCCAUCGAGAGGCAGCUCCGCUUUCUGAAUGAGCCCCCCGACACGGCAGAGCUGCUGGCCCGCAGCCAGGGCAUGGGCCAGCCUGCCCUGGACAUGUGGCAGAUGAUGCAGCUGAAGAAGAAGCUGGAGCUGAAUGAGGAAGGCAUGACCAAGGCCAUGAACACGUUGCAGGACCUGCUGAAUAGCAUUUGCUCUCUGAAAAUCGCAACGGAGGGCUUUCAGCAAGAACUGGGGCAGCUGAAAAAAGACGUUGCCCAGAUCAACGGGGAAGAAAUGAAAGAGCGGCUGCUAUGCCUGGACAAACAGGCCAGGAUGAUGGAAGAAAUGAAGGAGCAAUUGGGCCUCGUAAAAGAAAGGGUCAGCCUAUCUGCAAGUGCCUCGAAGGUGGUGUCCUGGAGUGCCCUUUGCGAGACGCUCACCGGCAAAACCUUCGAGGAAGAGGAAGGGGGCAGAGAGAAAGCGGACAGUAGCAGAGUGGAAGUGGACCGGGGCAGAGUGGAAGAGGACAGGGGCAGAGAGAAACCGGACGGAGGCAGAGUGGAAGAGGACAGGGGCAGAGAGAAAGCGGACGGAAGCAGAGUGGAAGAGGACAGGGGCAGAGAGAAAGCGGACGGAAGCAGAGUGGAAGAGGACAGGGGCAGAGAGAAAGCAGACGGAGGCAGAGUGGAAGAGGACAGGGGCAGAGUGGAAGAGGACAGGGGCAGAGAGAAGACAUCGCGGGAGAUCCUGGCUGUUCUGAGCCAACUGCCCGAGAAGCACGAAGCUCUCCUGAAGCACAUCACUCAGCUGGAGGCCCAGUUGAAGUACCCAGCAGGCCCUGCAGCUUUUGAAAUGCCUCCCGAACUGAAGUCACUGCUGGAACAGAUGGAGAUAUUGCAAACUCAAAGCCAGCAGGGAAAGGAGUCUCUGCAAGAGACCCUGGAGCAGAUGGAGAGGCUGAGGGAACAAUUUGAAAACCUGCAACAGGGAGUGGAGAGGUUAUCCAGGAGUAGCACGGAGAUGCAGAUCAUACGCAACCUGUUGCAUCAGUUGGACAUCAAGAAAGCCGAUAAAGACUCGAUCCAAGAGGAGAUGAAUGUGAAAGCUGACAAGAGCGCGCUGGAGGCAAUGGUGAACCACGGGCAGCUGCAGUUGGCCACCAGCCAACUCAGCGAGAUGAUGCAGGAUCUGCUGCAGAAGAUGUCCCUGCAGGACAAAGACUGGCAGAAGGCGCUCGAGAAGCUCUUUGUGGACAUGGACUGCAAGCUGGACCGCUUGGCCCUGGACCCUGUGAGCCGGCAGCUGGAGGAGGUGUGGAAGUUCAUCAAGAAGUACCUGAGUGAGGGGCCCCGCUUUGACGCCGACAGUGCAGCUGGCUUCAAGAAGCAACUCUUUGAGAGAGUGAAAUGCAUCUCCUGCGACCGGCCAGUGACCAUGAUGACCGGGCCGCAUAUGAUCACUGUCCGGAAGGCCAUGCUGAAGCCUCGUCCAGUCAGUGCCAGUGGCUACGAAUACCUCUUCCACCAGCAGAAAAGGGAUCAGGAUCCGAGCGAGAUGAGUAGCAACCCCCCUUUGCAGACCUGCUGGCAAUGCCAAGCCCAGCAGCAAGCCUGCGCCCUCAAGCACCUGUCCCGGACCCAGGACUUCGCCACCCUCUACCCCUACGGGGACCCCACUGCCAUCACCUACGACAACACUGAAGUAGACAUUCUGGGGGUGAACGGAGUCCUCUACAAAGGCCGAGUGAGCUCACAUGCAGCAGAGCGGACGUUUGCCCUGCAGAAGGAAUUUGCAGCUCUGAAGAUUCCCCGGCCACCGACAGGGGUGCGAAUGGAGAGAGUCCGCUCUGCCUUUGCAGACAUCAGUGCAGUGCCCUACCCCUCCUCUGUCCUCCGUCGCGUGGGGUCUGCAAUAGCCAACAGCAACCAGCGACCGCAGCAGCUUAGCUGUGAUCCUGUGGACAGAACAAUCAUCAGUGGCACCCUCAGCGAAAGCCACGUUCAGAAUGAAAGGAACGUUCCAGGCCUGGGUAGCCAUAGCUUUUAGCAGACUCCUUCCCUGAAGAUUUUGGUCAUCCCUGCCAGAUCUCCAGUGCUGUAACAGAAGACACUGCUUCUCGUCCAUCUGAAACAGAGGCCACAGACUUGCCUGGCUUUCAAAGGAGAGCGGCUGCGUCCACAACUACCAUCAUGCCCGAAUUACGUCAGAUGUUCAGCAGAUCAUGGGCUAACAUGGUGCUUCUCUCCAUGGUGAACCAGGAUUCCCAAACAAAACAUUCAUUAUGAUGACAGUGAACACAAGUAUUCCUGGGGCCAAGAUCUGCCAGGGAUUCCAGUUUGGGCCCGGGCAUCUUCAGAAACCUGACCCAUGUGCCUCUCCUUCCCUUUCCGUAUGGGACCCCGGAAAUAUUCCUGAUACUGUCCCUGUCUCAGCCAUGGCACAGGAAAGCAUUCAUCUAGUGAGAAAAUGAUUCUAUAAAGAUUCUUUUUUUACAUGCUGUGAACUGCUGCCUCUGUUCUGCAAGGAGCUUGGUUCUUUUCCCUCCGACCUCAGCAGUUCCCUUUGGUGGCUGAUUAGCAAGAGAGGGAAAGGCGCCCUGAUGGUCAUCUUAUGCCUUGGUAAAAGCAGAUCAGUCCAGGCUGGUGGGUAGCUAAAAAGAGGAAAUAUUGGUGCCUAAAACCUAGAUGUUGCCAUGGGGUGCAGCUGGAGGCUUGUGGACUUUCUCGCAUUCUCUUCCCCAUAAGUGUGGGCCUGGGCGUGUUUCCCUGCAACAGUCUAUCACCCUCCAAAUCCAAAGGCUCUUGGGGGGGCAGAGAGCUGCCUCUCCUCUCUUUCCUGCGUGGAGUGGUGGCUGGGGCUCCAAAGGAAGCUCCAUUCUUGAUCCUCUUCCUCUAGGGGCCACUGAACCCCUUCCAGGAGCACCUUGACUCCCAGGAGUUUGCACUGCAGGAGCAGCUAGCCUCGUCCUGGUUGGGGUGGGUGGGAGAAGACCUCAACGGGAGAAGGAGGUCUGGUGGGCAGCUGUGCGGUGCUGCUGCUCCUGCGCCGCAUUUCCAGCCAUCUUUGGCUUUCCUGCUGGGGGGCAGGGGGGUGGCGCUGCGCCCGGACGUUGGGGCGGAUGGCCGUUGAGAAGCCUCAGCUUUGGAGCCCCGCUUGGGAGUUCUCGCGGGUCUUUCCACUGCGGGCCGGCAGUCGCGAAACUCAGGCGGGGCGCCCACGAUCUUCAGCACCCUGGAUAGAGUUCGGCAGCCCCUUCGGAACCCCGCUCCGGCUCUGCCUGUGGAC